UUCAGUCAACCCAACCCACGCAUCGCCCAGGGAGAGGAGAGAGCUGCAUAAGCAGGUGAGGUAGAUGGAGAGCUCUGCAACCUUCAGGUGAUCCUGCAGAAAUGGCCAUUUCUCUGUGGAAGAACGUACUUCAGACUACGAAGGAGAGGAUACUGCAGCAGAGGGGGGUGUCACUCUAUAAUAGUGCCCAUGGGUACGAGGAGGAAGCGAUCAAGAAGAAACUUCAGCAGUUUGCUGGUGGAUCCAUCACCCUCUCCAAAGAAGAUGAUGGCAUUGGGAUACUUACUUUGAACAACCCGAAGCUAAUGAAUGCCUUUACAGGCACCAUGAUGCUGGAACUCCAGGAGAGGGUGUCCGAGCUGGAAAACUGGAAGGAUGGCAAAGGCCUUAUCGUCUGCGGUGCAGGAAACACCUUUUGCUCGGGAUCUGAUUUGAACGUGGUCAAAGCAAUAGCCAACUCCCAGGAUGGGAUGAAUAUGUGCAUGUUUAUGCAAAACACCUUAACCAGACUCAUGAGAUUGCCUUUGAUCAGCGUUGCGCUAGUCCAAGGGAAAGCCUUUGGAGGAGGAGCAGAACUUACCACGGCGUGUGAUUUCAGGUUGAUGGCACCGGGCAGCGAGGUGCGGUUUGUCCAUAAGCGCAUGGGGCUGGUGCCGGGCUGGGGAGGAGCCGCCCGCCUGGUGGCCAUCGUGGGCCACGGGGCCGCCCUCCGGCUGCUGAGCGGGGCCACCAGGGUGGACCCUGAGAUGGCCCGGCGCCUUGGGCUCUCGGAGGAGACCUUGGAGUCCUCGGAUGGAAGCAGAGCGCUGGAAGAGGCCCGCGCCUGGCUGGGCCGGCACACGGAGGGCCCGGCCAGCGUGGUGCGGGCCGUGAAGGAGGUGGUGGCCGCGGGCAGGGAGCUGCCGCUGGAGACCGCCCUGAGGACAGAGAAAGACAUUUUUGGAAGGGUGUGGGGUGGCCCUGCCAAUCUGGAGGCAUUGGCGAGGAGAGCAAAGCAUAAGUGACAGUCGGUGUGUGAGAAACCUUCUUGGCCUUUCUGCGGCCAAAGCUGCGGCUGAAGCUGCCAUUAAAGGGAGUCGUUUCAGGACUCGGUCACUGAGGGUGGCAUUAACGUCCCUGUCACUCGCCUGGGGCAGACACCAGAGUGUCCCACCUGGCU
This is a messenger RNA of Calidris pugnax (ruff), 1159 nucleotides long. Its product is annotated as ethylmalonyl-CoA decarboxylase-like. Gene Ontology annotation, biological process: fatty acid beta-oxidation. Gene Ontology annotation, molecular function: enoyl-CoA hydratase activity. NCBI's taxonomy places the organism in Eukaryota, Metazoa, Chordata, Aves, Charadriiformes, Scolopacidae. Gene Ontology annotation, cellular component: cytosol. Bases 102 to 1004 code for a protein of 300 amino acids. The record is from RefSeq and is a predicted model, not a curated record. The transcript is spliced from 6 exons.